AGCAGCUGUCGGGCUCACUGCCUCCCACGUCUUCGGCUCGCCGACGCCGACGCCGGCGUUUCUGCCAUGGAGCUGCCGCCGCUGCCGGGGGUUCCGCUGCAGCGCAAGGACCUGGUCACAGCCUUCCGAGGGCCCACGCCGCGGUCCAACUGGAUCGUGCCGCGGAGGCUCCUGGCGGGGGACCGCAGCAGCCUGGACUCGGAGCCGCGGCUGAAGGCGGUGCUCGACGCGGGCGUGACCUGCAUCGUCUGCCUGCAGUCUCGCCAGGAGACGGCCUCGGCGGUGGACUACAAGAAGCGCGCCAAGGCGCUGAAGCCGGAGGUGUCCUUCUUGGAGCAGCCCAUCCCCGACCAAGAGGUGGCGGAUGACGACGUCGUCAUGGAGCUCAUCGCGCAGCUCUUGGAGCGCCUCAGCGGGGAGGUGCUCUACGUGCACUGUCGCGGGGGUCAUGGUCGCACAGGCACCAUCUGCGCGCUGCUCCUGGCGAAGCUGUACAACUUGUCCGCGGCGGAGGCCAUGGCGAGGACGCAGCUCUACCACGAUUGCCGCAAGGAGCCGGUGUUCUUCUCCGAGGGCUAUGAGGAGACCAAAGACGGCAGCAGCUGCGUGAUCCUCUUCCCCUCCCAGAGAAAGCAAGUGAUCCGCUUGCUGAGGGGCGGCGCUCCGGACGUUGUCCUGGACAGGGCCUGCAGCGCGCUCUACGGGCCAGGGGCCUCGCAGUACUCCGCGGAGGCCAUGGCCAGCUGGAAGGAGAAGGCGACGGCAGCCAUGGAGGCGCUGAAAACGGGCCAGAAGAAAGGGGAGAACCACCAGGAGCUUCAGAAGGCCACGGAGCUCUUUUGGAAGGCCGCAAAGCUGAGGCCGGACUUCCCGCGGACGUUUCUGGGCCUGGCGCGGAGUCUGCGUCUGCUGGGCCAGCUCGGGGACGCCCGGCACGCCGCGCUGCAGGGCCUCGAGUUGGCCCCGGAGGACGACGCCCUGCAGCAGGAGCUGCUCAAGAUCGACAGCGAGGAGCCGGCGCGAGCCAGCGGCGCAGCUGCCUCCAGCGCCAGCGCGGCCGCGAGCUCCGCGGCCGCGAGCUCCGCGGCGCCGGAGCCGGCGCAGGUGGCGAGCUUCGACUGGAAGCCCAAGGUGAACAAGCCCUCCAUGCUGCUCCUCAUGGGUUUGCCAGGCAGCGGCAAGAGUACCUUCGCUGAGCAGCUGGUGAAGACGAACCAGGGCUACGAGCGCCUCUGCCAGGACGAGCUGGCGGGUCGGGACGCCCUCGAGAACGCCAUCGGCGCCAUCGCCAAGGACUCCCGGAAGCGCCUCGUGUUGGAUCGCACCAACGUGAGCAAGGCGGACCGCCAGUGCUUCCUGAGUUUGGCCUUCAACCCCAAGGGCGCCGUGUGCGUCCACUUCGCCGCCAGCAGCGCCGAGUGCGAGGAGCGUGUGGCCAAGCGCACGGACCACCCCACCAUCCGCUUCGGUGGGGGGCGCGGCGCCGUGCGCGGCAUGAAGGACGCCAUGGAGCUGCCUUCGCCUUCCGAGGGCUUCGAGGAGAUUUUGACCAUCCACACCUUUCAGGAGGCGGAUCAUUUGCUGCGGUGCUACGGCGCCGAGGCCCCCAAAGUCAGCCCGAUGGGCUUCUUCAAGUUCCCCACGACCCCGCACGUGAUGGACCUCACCCACGGCAAGGCCUUGAACGAGUCCGACCGCCUCUUGAGCGACAAGGAGGCCCAGGAGUUCUACGACGGGCAAACCGUCGUCAUCGUGGAGGAGAAGGUCGAUGGAGCCAACUUGGGCAUCUCGUUGACAGAGUGCUACGAGCCGCUGUUCCAGAACCGCGCCCACUACGUGUCCAGCGGUUACGCCACCCAGUGGAAGUCCCUGGAUGCCUGGUGGGACGAGCACGGCUGGGCGGUGUGCCAACUGCUGGAGCCCGAGGUGGAAGUGCUCUUCGGUGAGUGGCUUUGGGCACGGCACAGCGUGGCCUAUACCAAGCUACCGGCCUACUUUGUAGCCUUCGACAUCUACAACAAGCGCACGGGACGCUUCGUCAGUGCGCGAGAGCGAAACCGUCGACUGGAGGGCCUCGACAUCCCGGUAGUGCCGCACCUGGCAGAGAGGACCUUCGCCAACCGGGCGGCCCUGGAGGCCUUCCUCGAGCGAACUUCUGCCUUUGGCGAUGCUCCUCUGGAGGGCGUGUACUUGCGCAUCGACGAGCCAGUCGCGCAGAAUGGCGGGCUUUGGCACAAGCGCAGGGGCAAGAUCGUUCGCCCGGACUUCAUCCAGACGAUCCAAGAUGGAGGGCAUUGGAUCCACAAGGAUGUCGAGAGAAACACCCUGGCGUAUUAGCCACUCGCCUGAGUUCCUGGACAUUGCACUUUUUGGAAGUUUUCAAUCAAGAAGUCUAGACUGCCUGCGGCCCAUCCGCUCAGGAAGUGAGGAGAGACUGGCUUGCACCAUGUAUUGAGAUUGGGAGAGUUCGGACUCGCGGCUUACGGCCCCCAUUGAAAGUGCUGCUCGGAGCAGUGCAGCGCAGCUUUUCGAGUGUACAGAGCGUUGGGCCUGGCCAAGAUGAGCAUUCAAAAUCUGAAC
Molecule: messenger RNA, 2580 nt
Organism: Effrenium voratum
Lineage: Eukaryota; Dinophyceae; Suessiales; Symbiodiniaceae
Source: the annotation of a GenBank genome assembly